AUGUCAAAGUCCAAGAAUCAUACGAAUCAUAAUCAAAAUCGUAAAGCUCAUCGUAAUACUAUCAAAAAGCCAAAACGUUACAGGCACGAGUCCAUGCUUGGGAUGGAUUUGAAAUUCUUGAGAAACUAACGCUUUGUAAGGAAACAUAAUUAAAAACCUAAAGAGCAAUUAAAGAGCGCUGAGAAACGUAAAGCUCUUCGGGAAGCAAAAAAAUAA
This is a messenger RNA of Eufriesea mexicana, 216 nucleotides long. Its product is annotated as 60S ribosomal protein L29-1-like. The transcript has a single exon. Lineage: Eukaryota; Metazoa; Arthropoda; Insecta; Hymenoptera; Apidae. Gene Ontology annotation, molecular function: structural constituent of ribosome. Gene Ontology annotation, biological process: cytoplasmic translation. The record is from RefSeq and is a predicted model, not a curated record. Gene Ontology annotation, cellular component: ribosome; cytosolic large ribosomal subunit.